GCUGGUCUUUUGCUCUUUAGCUCCCUCUAGCGAGCAGAGCGAGACGCGGCACAAACAAGUCCCGGGCCACGCUGCUGCGCCAGCUUUGCAAGAGGGAGCGAGCCGAGCCGGAAGAGGGUCCCCAAAAGAAGGUCUGCCGGGCAAAGGUAUUUCUCUCUCGGCUGCCUCACCAUGAUUAUUCCGGUCCGCUGCUUCACCUGCGGGAAAGUUGUGGGUAACAAAUGGGAGGCCUAUCUGGGCCUCUUGCAGGCAGAAUACACAGAAGGGGAUGCGUUGGAUGCGCUAGGCUUGAAGCGCUAUUGCUGUCGGCGGAUGCUCCUGUCGCAUGUCGAUUUGAUCGAGAAGCUGCUGAAUUAUGCACCCUUGGAGAAGUAGCGUUCGGGCCUCAACGAAACCUCUGCAGUUUGAUGCCUAACCUUGUAGAUUUGAAUCAAAUCCGUUUAUGCCAGAACUAUCGCUGUGCCUCUAGGUGACGCUGUCCCGCAAGAGAAUUCCUUCCCGUUCAACAUUGUGCAAUAGAGCUUUUUUUGCAUGAA
Messenger RNA from Sphaerodactylus townsendi, 536 nucleotides. RefSeq names its product DNA-directed RNA polymerases I, II, and III subunit RPABC5-like. Gene Ontology annotation, cellular component: RNA polymerase III complex; RNA polymerase I complex; RNA polymerase II, core complex. Lineage: Eukaryota; Metazoa; Chordata; Lepidosauria; Squamata; Sphaerodactylidae. The record is from RefSeq and is a predicted model, not a curated record. Gene Ontology annotation, molecular function: zinc ion binding; DNA-directed RNA polymerase activity; DNA binding. The transcript has 3 exons. Gene Ontology annotation, biological process: transcription by RNA polymerase I; transcription by RNA polymerase II; tRNA transcription by RNA polymerase III. Bases 172 to 375 code for a protein of 67 amino acids.